AGAAGCGUCCACUAGGUGUGGCCCACUGACGACGAGUUCGUCUUUGUACAUUGUUACGAGCGGAAGAAGAGGAGAAACGGAGGAAGUGACCAUCGCCCACAGCAGACGACAGACGGACUCGCGGGGGUCGGAGACCGGACCCGCGAUGAGGACGUCGGCGCUGCUGACGGCCGCCGUGGCCGCGGUGGCCCUGGUGGCCGUGUGCCGCGCGCCCGCGGCCGGUUGCAGCGACGGCGGUGCAACGCUGUCGCCGCACAUGCACCACAACAUAGCGAUACUGCCCAGCGACGUGUACCCGGGAUACGGCAUCAAACAGUUCACCAGCGACAACAAGUAYGCGUACUUCCGGCUGCUCGAGACCGGAUUCUCGCAGUUCUUCGCCGUGCUCAAGGACGGACUGCUGAUGACCACCACCGACCUGGGGCUGCUGGUCAAGCGGCCCGUCAACCUGGUCGUGCUGGAGGAGUCGCCGAACGCCACGUUCACGCACAACAUGCAGCUGUUCGUGUUGGAGAAGCGCGAGAUGCUGCGGUUCGCCGGCGACGCUGCCUACCCGGACGGCAAGGUGUCGGAGAACAAGCCGCCGGGGACGAGGGUCCGCGGCGUGCCGGUGCUGCACGCGUUCGGCGAAGGCGUGGCCGGGCUGCCCAUACGGUACGCGAUCGUGGACGGCAACGACGACGGGGCGUUCGCGCUCAAGACGGCCGAGAACAUCAUCGCCGGCAACAUCACGAACAAGUCGUACUACCGGGGCGUGCACCUGGUCACCAAGCGGCCGUUGGACAGGGAACAGCGCCCGUCGUACGACCUGAUCGUGCAGGCGGCCGACGGCAGCGGCAUCGACAAGGCGUACGCCACCGUGCACGUGGACGUGCUGGACGAGAACGACAACAGCCCCGUGUUCGGACAGGCCCUGUACAAGAUCAACGUGGACGGGUUCGCGCUCGGCCUGGACAACGGGACGGCGGGCCCCGGCCGGUACUCGGCCGUGGGCCGCGUGUCGGCCACUGACGCUGACGGCGACCACGUCGCUUACCGGCUGUCCGCGCCUAGCUCCGCCGUCGUCGUCGUACCGCAGACCGGCGAGCUGCUCGUGUCCGACGACGUGCUCCGGUCCCGCGAGUACUUCGAGUGUCAGCUGACCGUGGACGCGCACGACCUGCGCGAGCCGUCCCGCGUCGCCGACCGGCCGGCCACCGUCUGGAUCCAGUACAACUUUGUCGUGCUCGACGACGACGUGCUCAUGCAGGACUUUGGCGCGUACGACGACGCGGCCGACCACCGGGUGUACAAGCGCCGGGUGACGCGGGCCGUGCGGCCCACCAAGCGGAUCGAGUUCACCGAGACCGACGGCGAACAGGAGGGCCGGAGCGUGUUCCCGCUGGAAAAGGAGACCGAGAAGGAGACGUUCAAGAUCCGGGACGAGAACCCAUGGGUGACCGUCGAGCCGAACGGCGCCGUCCGGGUCAAGAAGAAGUGGGACUACGAGGAGUUGGGCCCCGAGAAGACCAUCGACUUUUGGGUGACCAUCACGAACGCCGGCGUCGGAG
Molecule: messenger RNA, 1550 nt
Organism: Diuraphis noxia (Russian wheat aphid)
Lineage: Eukaryota; Metazoa; Arthropoda; Insecta; Hemiptera; Aphididae
Gene: CadN
Product: neural cadherin
Biological process (GO): cell-cell adhesion mediated by cadherin; cell migration; multicellular organism development
Cellular component (GO): adherens junction; plasma membrane; catenin complex
Molecular function (GO): cadherin binding; beta-catenin binding; calcium ion binding
Source: RefSeq, a predicted model, not a curated record